Symbiodinium necroappetens is the source of this 1880-nucleotide messenger RNA. The record is from the annotation of a GenBank genome assembly. NCBI's taxonomy places the organism in Eukaryota, Dinophyceae, Suessiales, Symbiodiniaceae.
GAUGUGCAGCGGCGAACAGAGCAUGUCCAGACGAAGAUUCGCAUUGCCGCCGCUGAGUGCAAUGCACUUGAACAAAGAAUCGAAGGCUUGGCCCUUGCCCAUCGGCGGCGAGAGCUCGAGGUUGCUGAUGUUUGGCAGGACGUCGAAGCUGGGAUGGUCAGCGCACGGGAGGUGCUCAAGACGUCUGCCGACUUGCGAGAAAGCGGCCAGCAGGAGGUCACGGAAUUGGGUUGCUUGCAGAAGGAAGCAUGCCGGCAGGCUAUUGCCAUCCAGGUUCUCAGGCGGUGGCAUGAUGAGGCCGAAGCUCACCAUCCGAAGACCCGACUUGCGGUCCUAACAGCGCAGCUGGCUGACGAACGGCGCCGGCGUUCCAAGGAGAUUCAGCAGGAGAUGGACGAGAUUUCCAGAUUAGAAGAUCUGGUAAGUGAGUCACUGUCAGACUUCAUCCAAGUCGAUGGGUUAGGUGACCCCUUGGAAGCUUAUGUCCGCUUGGAAGAUGGCGAAACUUCGCCUUUGAAGUCUGCGUCUGCUGAACGCCACGAUGCUGCAAUGGCUGGAAUUGAGCGGAAGAUGGAAUGGCUGAAACUCCAACUGAAUGUGCUGGCCAUCGUGUUCUUCUUGAUUGGUGGCCUGUUGCUUUGGGCCUGGUACUAUGACCAGCUUCCACCAGAACAUCAACACGAGGUCUACCGGACUGCCCUGCUGGUAUCCAUUCCAGUAGUGGCUUUAUUCUUCACGUGGUUCCACAUAUGGCUAGCCAUCAAGAUGAUGUUCCUUCCAAUCAGAUUUUUUGGCAUUUGGCAGUACGCUAACACCGGCAUCGGCAUUGGCUGGCAGGGAGUCAUUCCGAGGAAAGCCGAGAAAAUGGGCAGGAUUGCGUUUAGUUGUGCAAGGCCGUAUCUCAUGGGGCCGAGUGACUGGUUUGCUCGCGUGGAUACGAGCUUGCUGUUUGCGAAGAUUCAUCCCAUGCUGGAGCGGGUCGCGCGGGCUUCCAUGGCAAGUGUGAUAAGACGCCACUUCCCGUCGAUGCUUGCCAAAGAUGGGCGCCUGCCUCCGAGCGUGGAAAACGAGCUGGUGUCAAUCGUAAUGGAGAAAAUCGAGGAAAGCUUUCCAGACAUGUGGCACAGAGUCACAACAAAGCUUUGUGAUCCUGUAAUAGGUCUUGACAACGACGGCAUGAUCGUGGCUGUUUUCAGCGAGCACAAGGAGCUCUUGAACCAUUUUUUCCUUUCCAUGGGAGACCGAGAGUUCCGUUUCAUUGAACGAUCUGGGGCGGUGCUGGGCUUUGUUUGUGGCCUCAUCCAGCUGCUUGCCUUCAACUACUUGGACGCAACAGGCAGGAUGAUACUACUGCCAGGAACAGGUUUCUUCCUGGGAAUAUUCACCAACUGGCUGGCAAUACAAAUGUGUUUCAAGCCGUGCCAUCCACGGCCUGUUCGGGUGUGUGGGUGGUACUUGGGCAGCAUCCAGGGCCUUUUUUUAAAGAGACAGAGGGACGUCGCAACUCUCUAUGCCAAGCUGCUGGUGGACCAUUUCUUCGAUUUUCACAAGGUGAUAUCAUACCUGCAAACCAUCCCCGUUUGGGCAGAUCUGCAGGACAUCUACAACCAGAACAUCCAGAACAUGAUGAAGCAGACCAUGGGCAAAGCGGGCACAUGGAUUGCUCCUGUCGCGAUUGGCUCUCACAAGCUGCAAGCAGUGCAGGAUGACUUGGUUGGUGCUUCCGCACAACGGAUUGCAGAGAACGAUGAGUUGCAGCAGGCGGCCUCGCAAUACCUGGCCGUGGCAACCGAUGUCUUUAGGUCGAAUGCUGUGGCCAUGCAGAAGAUGCCACCAGAUGAGUUUGAGCGUCUCCUGCACCCUGUCUUCCAAGAAGAUGA